AUGGCGCCCCUAGUUGUCGGAGUGCGAUGAAUUUUUAGGAGUUUUCUGCUAUUUUGCGUUUGACAGUUGACGAAAAGAUGCCUGUUGACAUUAAUCGAUUGACGGAAGGUUGGCUAGAACUAGAAAGUGACCCAGGUCUGUUCACGUUGCUCUUGGAAGACUUUGGUGUGAAGGGCGUCCAAGUGGAGGAGAUCUAUGAUCUGCAAAAGUCUCUAGAAGGCCCAGUCUAUGGCUUCAUUUUCUUAUUUCGGUGGAUUGAAGAACGACGAUCUAGGCGAAAGGUCGUGGAACAGGAUGAGAGCUUCGUCAAGGACGAGGAGAUUGUUAACAAUAUCUUCUUCGCUCAGCAGGUUGUCCCCAACAGUUGCGCCACUCACGCACUGCUCUCAGUGCUGCUAAAUUGCCCGAAUAUCCACUUAGGCACGACUCUGUCACGAUUGAAGAUGCAUACCUCCGGUAUGUGUCCAGAGAACAAGGGUUGGGCGAUCGGCAAUACGCCAGAACUAGCCUGCGCGCACAACUCGCAUGCAAUGCCUCAAGCGAAGAGACGACAAGACAAGAACACUGGUGUUUCCACGGGUAGGUUCACCGGCGAGGCUUUCCAUUUUGUCAGUUACGUACCGAUAAAUGGUAGGCUGUUUGAGCUAGAUGGCUUGAAACCCUAUCCCAUGGAUCACGGACCAUGGAAGGAACAUGAAGAAUGGACAGAGCAGUUUAGACGCGUCAUUACUGAUCGUUUAGGGAUGGCAACUGGCGAACAGUUGCAAGAUAUCAGAUUCAAUCUAAUGGCCGUCGUACCCGACAGACGUCUCGCUAUUUCGCAUAAAUUAACGAUGCUGAAGACCAACAGACAGAUAGUCUUAGAGGCUUUGCAGCAGUUAAUGAAAUUAAGUCAUCAAGAUGGCAACGUCGAGAAGAAUUCGCAUAAAGAGAUUGAUCCUGAUAAAGAGAAACAGUAUGAGAAAAGAAACAAGACCGAGGAUGAAAAUGGAAUGCCUAAGACGGAGAUUGAAGAAUCGCCUACAAUUCCCACUAUCAAUGUUGAAAGAAAUAACGAUUCAGCGGUGGUUAUGGAUGAAUCAGUCUCUGGCAUCGCAUCUGGAAAAACCGAAUCCACUGGAAUGGAGAAAGUAGUGAUGUGCGCUCUAGAUUACGCCACGCCGUUACGAAUUCAAACUUCACCAGCUCACAGCUCGUCGAGUACAGAUACAUCGUCGGAAAUCGGAUCGGCCUUCAAUUCGCCCACUCAAGCUUGGGGAUGGAAUUCUGGUCAGAGCAGCCCCACGUCGACGAAGGACUUCAAGAAGUUUGUGGUAAUUAGGGUUGCUGGUGACGAGAAGAACGAAGCGGGUUUGAGUCGUUCUCUGGGAAAUAUCAAUAUAAACGGGAAAAGAUUGGUUUCUGACAGUGGCCAUUUACACAAGAAGGUCUGCUUAUCGGGUGAAGUCAGAAUUCCUCACGCGAGGGUGAAAACUAGCAACGGCGACACAGUCACAGAGGAGAAGAAAGUCGAGAAAAUCGAUCCUAAACUGUGCUCCAAGUAUCCGGAAUUGUUCGAGCCGCACACGUUCGCGCCCAAGGAUCUCUUGGCGUUGUUGAAAAAUUUGGAGCACGAGAUCAGUGUGUGUGAGACCAGCCUGAAGGACGAGAACGACAAAAGAAACAAAUACAAGAUCGAUGAUUGCCGGAGAACGCAUAAUUACGACGAAUUCAUUUGCACCUUCCUCUCUAUGCUUGCUCAGCAGGGAAAACUAGCAGAGUUGGUCCAGCAACAUCUAACGUUAAAGAAGCAUUCUUCCGUUUCGGUGAAUAGGGUUCACAGGUCAUCGAAAAAAUCGGAUACCCGUCAGAACUCCUCACGCAGACGUCGUGGUAGAACAAAAUGUAAAAAGCGAAAGUAAUUUUUAACUACUAGCGUAGUUUUAAAGCUUAGGGCAUUCCGUCUGUUAAGCAUUAUUUGGAUUAUUAUAACGGGCAUCCAUGAAACACAUCCUAUAGAAAUCAUUUGAUAGUUUUACAAAAUCACGUAAAGAGACCAUAUAUCUAUAACAUAACAGAGCGAUUCUAUCUAAAUUAUACGUAAAUACUUCAGAAAGUGAAUUUAGUGUCCGAAACAAGAAGCAAAAAAGUCGCGCGAAUGUAGGGCGUUUAUUCUCCGAGGUAAAAUAAAUUAAAAUAUUCAAAAUGUUUUUUCUAUAUUCGUACGACUUUUUCUGCUCUCUGGCUUCAAAUUUACUGUGCGGUAUUGACGUUAAAAAACACCCUGUAUAAUUUCUAAAUAUUAUCUUUUCAGAAUCAAUGACUUAUCGUUAGCUCGAUAUUUCUAGUUUUUUUAGCAAUGUAUUUUUUAGACGAUCAUAGGACUGAUUUUAACUCAAAAUGCUAUUAUUACUUUUUAUCACUCUGUACAAACUAUUUUACAAUGGCAAAGUAUACAUAUAUAUAUUUUUUAUAUUCUUUGUAUAAUCAGCUGUGUGUGGUGUUUAAUUGUCUAAAGUAGAUAUUUAUGCUUACUUUUCAGAUAUAUAUUCUGUCCUUUUCUGAAUCAUAUUUCGUAUAAAAUAUAUACAUAUAACUUAUUGUAAAAGCAUAACAUGGCAUUUCUUUUUUGCUGAAUUAUUGAAGAGAAGAAGGAAGGGAGGCGCCAGGAAGUCAAAGAAUCAGGAGAGGGGCUUUGUGUCAAAAACAUUGAAAAUAUUUAUUUAUCGGUAUUCAUAUACAAGUACACUACACGCGCUGUGGAUAUGUCCCUUAGAAUCUAAAUACUUACAUCUCCGAGCAGCGCCGGAGAAAGGAGAACCAAGCUUCUUCGAUUGGAAUUACGGCUGGUUUUUUUUUUUAAAUCGUAAAUCGGACGACGGGUCAUCGAUCCUCGCCUCUAAGUCGCUUUACCGUUAGUAUAGUGCAUAGGAACUGUAGUCGAAACGCGCGCGAAACGAUUUCGCGGGGGCACAAUUCAGGAGAGUAGAAGUGGAAGAGGGAAAAGGGAGCGGGGCAGAAAGGGCGUAAGAGUGUCGUUCCUUCUCCGGCCGACGCUCCGGCGGUUCUCGUAACUGCUUUUUGGCAAAAAGGUGCGAUUGUAUAUUUACAAAUUGUUUGUAACGUGUCGGCUCUCUCGCGAUCGCGUCGCAUUAUCGUGAUCAUUCGAGGCGAGCGAGGCAAAAGUGCGCGAGUAAUCGGGAUGUAUUUCUGUGUGUAUGUAUAUGUGUAUACGUGAGUGUUGUAUUUAUGUGUAUGUAUCUGGAUCUAUGUAUCCUCAAAAAGGUUUAGAGCGAAUCUCACUCUGAAGAGUGAAAUGUCACUCUUUAAAGAUAUUGAAAAUUGAGUCACUCUUUUCCAAGACUGGUUCAGUUUUCACUCUUUAGAGUGAGAUUCCAUCGCGAAGAAUUUAAAGAGUGUAUUAAAUCCGGAAUCGUGUCGAGACCUCGUCGUUGAUCGUGGAAAUCGCGGGCACUCGUUAGCUAACAAUAGAAGACAACGUAUUUACACGGUGCAGCAUCCCCGUAUCUCUCGCCGACCGCGGUCGAGAAACGCAUAUGACUUCGUCGUUACAAACAGGCACUCUCGGUAUUUUACAGCGACGCGACUGCGAUGUUGCUGGCAAACAUCGUUCUUUGCAGGAUAUCGGAGCUCAGCGACGACGAUUCGGAACGUUUUAUUGCUAUUUACGAUCGUAUCUGAACGCGUUGUUGAAUCAACGUCGUUGUUCUUACGUUUGCACUUUGUACGUUCAGCCCCUCCUUAUAGAAAUAUGUAUAAUGUAUUAUAUUAUAAUACUGGAAGGUGUAGUGAUUAAUUACUUAUUAAGCACUGAGAACAACGAUGCUUUUAGUACUCAAAAUAAAUAAAUAAUCAUUAUCUUUCAGUAGACAUUAAUUGGAUUUCUGUAAAGACCUCGAUGUCGGCCGCGGAAUUUACAAGCAUACCGUAUACAAAAUAUGGAACAUUCACGGCCGGGGGAAGUAUCGAAAAAAAAAUAUAUAUAUGGGGGCAAGAGAAGGUAAUGACGAGAUCCUGUGCGAGAAGGGAUUCCAAAACGCCGUCGAUCUUCCGGCUUCAGUUUCCUCCUCGUCGUCGUCGCACGCUCCGCCGUAUAACAUAGGCGAUUAAUGUACAAUAAAUAGAGAUGCCUUUUCGCUAUUAAGCGGCCCUUAGGUGAUCAAUAUUGUUGCAGAAUGAGAUAUUGCACAAUAUUAGCUGCUUUCCAUUUAGCAAAACUCAAAUAAUUUGUGACGUCAUAACUCAGCUGAAUGCAGGUUUCUUUUCAUUCUAUGACAAGUGAGAGUCAAUCGAGUUUUCAUGUACAAUCUGCACAAGUUGUGUGUUUUACCGACAAUGAGUCUUGUUAACCUCACAUUAGUGAGGUUUAUAAACUGUGUUGUUAUGCGAUAACUUUGUCAUCAAAGUAAGCAAGUAGUGACACAUAACUUUAGACUCGACAUAUCGCUUGGGUGAAAUUGGAAAGCAACUAUUAUUGAUCUAUAUUGAGCCCAAGAUUGUUUUGAAUUGUUUAAAGGGUUUAUAAGUAAUUUAGGCCUGUUCCUUUUAGUUUUUCGCAGGGCUCAUCUUCCCUCCCUUUUUCUUCAACGUGAAGAGAAAUGGAAGAAAGAUGAGCCGUGCAAAAAGUUGAGCUAAAAGGAACAAAGCCAUUGUAGAAAAUAAUUCGACAAUAAUAUGGAGCGUCUAAGGGCCGUCUUUACGGUUCCCAGAUUAACGUCGAUUCGCGCCUCUAUCGCUCUAGCGUAUCACAUUGGUAAAAACGUAUGGUUGAUCGAUCGGGGAACAAUGAUCGGCAAAGUAUCGCCGGUUCUUUCUUCACGUCGCCGACUUCGUUUCAUUAUCGUCGGAUAGAUAUUUUACCUUUCUCGUUCUCCCCUCGCGCUUUCGGGAAAAAUCACACUUUGGUUCCGAUCGGUGGACUCGGUGCGAUCCGGGCCGCGAUUUCAAUUCCGACCGGUCUCUCACUGAUUACACAAUCAGUCUCUCGCACCUACGAAUCGGCGACGGCACAAUCGAGCACUGCACGUGCGUUACAGCUCCUUUUUCAAUGAUAUCGAAAAAUACAUUAAUUUGAAAAAUAUAUAU
Messenger RNA from Trachymyrmex septentrionalis, 5085 nucleotides. It is a transcript of the gene calypso, whose product is annotated as ubiquitin carboxyl-terminal hydrolase calypso. Bases 78 to 1901 code for a protein of 607 amino acids. Gene Ontology annotation, cellular component: cytoplasm. Gene Ontology annotation, biological process: ubiquitin-dependent protein catabolic process; protein deubiquitination. Lineage: Eukaryota; Metazoa; Arthropoda; Insecta; Hymenoptera; Formicidae. Gene Ontology annotation, molecular function: cysteine-type deubiquitinase activity. The record is from RefSeq and is a predicted model, not a curated record. The transcript is spliced from 8 exons.